Messenger RNA from Emiliania huxleyi CCMP1516, 561 nucleotides. RefSeq lists its product as hypothetical. The transcript is spliced from 6 exons. NCBI's taxonomy places the organism in Eukaryota, Haptophyta, Isochrysidales, Noelaerhabdaceae. The coding region runs from base 1 to 561 and encodes 186 amino acids. The record is from RefSeq and is a predicted model, not a curated record.
AUGCCCGCGGACGGCGUGUCGCUCACGGACGCGCGGCGGCUCCUCUCGGCGGAGGAGCUGCUCCGCCUCGCCGCCCUCUUCGUCCGCGCCGGAGCGUGGGUGCUCGAGGAGCUCAACCGGCGCAUCGACCGGUUCACCUACCGGCCAGAGUCCGCCAACCUGAACGACAUCAUCGCGUCGUCUCUCAACGGCGCCCCCACGUUUGCGGCCGGCGUCGAGUUCUACGAGGCCCGCUUCAAGAAAGACAAGGGGUCGCAGGAGGCAGCCAAGCGGAUGCAGGACGGCCGAUAUCGACGCGCAUGCGCAGCCGCGCGCGAAUCCUACCCUACCAACCCGGCGCCCGGCGCGUCGCUGCUUCUCGCCCCCGAGUGGCUCUUCUCUCACUUUCCGUACGGCAUCUUCUUCCCGGCGUACCGCCGGCUGUGCAUGCCUGGCGACCCGCACAGGUUCCGCGUGCCGACGGUGAUGGUGCACAUGGCGGGGCUGCGGAACGGGCAGUGGGGGCGGCGCGGCGUGAUGCGCGCGUUUGGCGUGUGGCAUGAGGAGGCGGACAAGGUGUGA